CAGAGAGAAAGAAGAGAAAGCAGAGAGGGAAAGGCGGCUGGAAUGGAGAGCUGGAACGGGACUGGGAGGGUGAAGCAGAGAGUCGGAGAGACCGAAUAGAGGCUCCGCGCUGAGGGACACGGUGGACCGGAGCCGCGAGCCGCGUCUGUCUGGAGGAUCCUCACCGCGCUCCCCUCUCUCUCUCCCCGGUCUUACCUCGUUUAACCUAAUCGCUGCACACACCGCCUGAGCCGAGCUGCGGAGGGAGUCUGGGGCUAACAACCGGAUCAAAGGGAGCUCAGUAUGAGUCGAGAUGGGUGGAUGAAGAAGCGAGCCAAUGCCAGCGGAGACAAUGGUUGGGCUGAAAGGGGUGGCUACAUGGCUGCCAAGAAGUCGAAGCUGGACGAGCAGUUUAAACUGGACGCCCCCCGAGAGAAGCAGAGAGACGGCUCCUACACCAGCAUCUUCAGCGGCGUGGCUAUUUACGUCAACGGAUACACAGACCCCAGCGCAGACGAGCUGCGCAGGCUGAUGAUGCUGCACGGCGGUCAGUUUCACGUGUACUACUCGCGCUCCAAGACCACUCACAUCAUCGCCAACAACCUGCCCAACAACAAAAUCCAGGAGCUGAAAGGGGAGAAGGUCAUCAGGCCGGAGUGGAUCACCGACAGCGUGAAGGCGGGCCGUCUGCUUCCCUACCUCCAGUACCAGCUGUAUGCUAAGCAGAAGGGGCCGCUGCUCACCGGCCUGACCCUGCGGCAGGCCUCGGACGCGGCGGGGCCGAGCCUUCAGCCCGGCGCGCAUCAGAAGCUUCACCUGGCGCUGCGCAGCGUUCAGCCGUGGAGCCACGAGCAGAACAACGCCGUCCCUGUGCCCGGCCACAGUCGGCCUCAGUGCGGCCAGCACGGCGCCGCAGCGGCUCGCUGUGUUCACCCCCAGAGCGGCCACUCGCCCGCCAGCCUCCUCAUUACUGACCCCAGGCACAGGAGCCCUUUACAACCCCACCCACUGUCCAACCCCAGCUGCACCAAGCUCCCACACAAGUCUCCUCAUCCGGCAGCCCUGCAGGAGGCAGACCUCAAAAUAAAUGGACUCCUGCAGACCUCCGUGGAUAUUAAGAGCCAUUCAAAAAUGAAUGAAAUGCAAAAGUGUGUCAAAGAAGACGCUUGUUCUCCCAGAGCUUCGAAGGCUGUGAAGGCAGCUGCUUUGACCAAUGGACACGCUCACCUCGUAAACGGUGCCUUAAAGCCGGAGGAUCGGCCCUCCGGCAGAGAGAAGCCCUCCGGAGGCAAAGAGCUGCAUGACUGCAGAGUGAGGGGUUCCCAGGAUAAGGCCCAGAAUCCCCUGCAGCCCCAGGCUCAGCUCGACCCCUACGAGUUUCCCCACAGUCCUCCGAAGCCACCAGACGCUUCCUCUGCUGCUCUGGAGCCGUCGGGCUCGGCAGCGGCCGCGGAGCAGACGCCUCCGCCGCCUCCACCCGCCUGCCACCAGGCCCCCGAACCCCGCCCGCCGUCCACGGACCCUCAGCCACGGCUUCAGGUCGACGCCUCCUCAGAGAAGAGUCUUCUGUCCGCCGCUCCUCUCUCCCCCUCUCCCGUUCGACUGAACGGAAGUCACCAUAAAGCCUUUCCCUCCGAUCCUGACCCCGUCAGCCCCGGGAGCACGGCCAGGCCCCACCCCCCCUCUGACAAGUCGAUAUCCUCCUCAUCCUCGUCUUCGGCGCAGCUGCUGGAGCAGACCGGCGGCCUGAUCUCCGAGUUCUACUCUCACUCGCGCUUGCACCAGAUCUCCACGUGGAGGACCGGCUUCUCCGAGUACGUCAACGAGCUGAACAGCAAGCGGAAGGGGGCGGCGAGCGCCUGCUUUCCCGGGAGGGACCGGCUGCGGAGAUGCGUGGCUCAGCGGUCUGCGGACGCUCCAGGAGCGUCGGCACCCGGCAGUGUUAAAUCCUGCAUCCUCCACGUGGACAUGGACUGUUUCUUUGUGUCUGUGGGGAUCAGACAUCGACCUGAGCUUAAAGGGAAGCCCGUCGCUGUGACCAGUAACCGAGGACAGGCCAGGGUGCCCGUGAGGCCCGGCGCCAACGCUCAGGUGGAGCUGCAGUACUACCAGAGGAAAUACAGCCUUCCUCAGCCCGAGAGCGCAGAGGACGAGCUCCACUCCAGUCCCUCGCAGCAGAGUCCGGACUCCCACUGCAACGGGCUGGACCAGGACUCCUCCGCUCUCUCCAUGGCCGAGAUCGCUUCCUGCAGCUACGAGGCCAGGCAGGCCGGGGUGAGGAACGGGAUGUUUUUCGGCAAGGCGAAGCAGCUGUGCCCCUCGCUGCAGUCUGUUCCGUACGACUUCGAGGCGUAUAAAGAGGUGGCUCUGAGCCUGUAUGAGACCCUGGCAGGGUACACCCACGACAUCGAGGCUCUGAGCUGCGACGAGGUGCUGAUCGACGGCUCGGCGCUGCUCGCCGAGGUCGGCGGCAGCCCGGAGGAUCUGGCCAGCGCCAUCAGGGCCGACAUCAAGGAGAAGACGGGGUGCUGCGCCUCCGUGGGGAUGGGUUCCAACAUCCUCCUGGCCCGCCUGGCGACCCGCAAGGCCAAACCCGACGGGCAGUACCUGCUGAAGUCCGAGGAGGUGGACGAUUUCAUCAGGGACUUACCAGUGACCAGUUUACCAGGCGUGGGUCCCGUCAUGGGCCGGAAGCUGGCCGCCACGGGCGUCAGGUCGUGCGGAGACCUCCAGCAGGUGUCGCUCUCCCACCUGCAGAAGAAGUUCGGACCUCGGACCGGACAGACCCUGUUCCGCUUCUGCCGGGGUCUGGACGACCGGCCGGUCCGCUACGAGAAGGAGAGGAAGUCGGUGUCCGCCGAGAUGAACUACAACAUCCGCUUCACCAAGGUGGAUGAAGCGGAGUGUUUCCUGAAGAACCUGUCCAUGGAGGUGCAGAAGCGUCUGCAGGAGGCCAGGCUGCGGGGCCGCAGAGUGACCCUCAAACUGAUGGUCCGCAAGGCGGGGGCGCCGCUGGAGCCCGCCAAAUACGGCGGCCACGGCAUCUGUGACAACCUGGCCAGGACCGUGAUGCUCACCCAGUCCACCGACAGCGGUCAGCAGAUCGCCGCCGCCGUCAUCAAGCUGUUCCACGCCAUGAAGCUGCAGGUGCAGGACCUGAGAGGGGUGGGCAUCCAGGUGCAGUGUCUGGAGGGGAGCCAGUCCACCCCGCAGGGAACCCGCUCCAUCAAGCAGAUGUUCUACGGUCAGGGGUCCAGGGACAAGUGUAUCAUCAGAGAUGUUGACGACACACCCCAGGAGAAUAUUUCCUCCCCGGCUGGCAGCGUGCUGCCCCCUGCUGACCCCGUCCCGGGACCCAGCAGAACGCCCAAAACCUCCCGGAAACGUCUCAACCUGAGCAUUGAAGUCCCCUCCCCCUCGCAGGUGGAUCGCUCGGUGCUGGAGGCUUUGCCUUCGGACCUGAGAGAACAGGUGGAGCAGUCCUGGAUGAAGAGAGAAGGGAGACCGAAUCACUGCCACUCGCCGGCGCCCGCCGCCCGUCCCCCCUCCCCCCCUCGCUCCCCCCUCACGUCCGCCCCGGCGCUCUACACUCCGCCCGCGGGAACGCUGGUCCUGCAGCUCCCCGACCAGCUGGACAGCGCAGGGAUACUCCUGGAACUGCCCAGCUUCUCCCAGGUGGAUCCCGACGUGUUCGCCGCGCUUCCCAAAGAGCUGCAGGAGGAGCUGAAGUCUGCGUACAGUCGCGUCUCCAGCGUCCAACCUCCGGCCAGAACCAGUAACUCGACAGCGGAGCCGAAGAAUCCGCUGCUGCAGCUCAAGCAGUGCGGCGUCGGGCUCGGCGUGGGUCGGGUGAAGCGGCGCUACAAGAGGAAGAACGCCGUCAGUCCCGUGAAGAGCGGGCCGUCGCCCCUGAAGAGGCGGCACCCGGCGGCCGGCAGCCCGGCCAAAAGCCUCCCGCUGCCCGUCAAGACCGAGAACAACCCGUCGACGUCGGCUCCCUCCCAGAACGCCGCGGAGCCGGCGACGAACCGGAACCUCCGGCCCUCCCCGGCGCUGGCGGGAGCCUGUGAGCUGACGGACAUCAAGACGCUGCUGCGGGAGUGGGUGACCACCAUGACAGACCCCAUGGAGGAGGACAUCCUGCAGGUGGUGAAAUACUGCACCGAGCUGAUCGAGGACAAGGACCUGGAGAAGCUGGAUUUGAUUAUAAAAUACAUGAAAAGGAUCAUGCAGCAGUCGCUGGAGUCGGUGUGGAGCAUGGCUUUCGACUUCAUCCUGGACAACGUGCAGGUGAUCAUGCAGCAGGCGUACGGUAGCACUCUGAAGAUCGCCUGAAGACCGGAGGAGCGCGCUUUUUAAUCGUGUGUGUAUGUGUGUGUUUUCAACACUGUCACUGUUUUAGUUUCACAAGCACAUCAUGACAUUAAAGCUCCACGUUUCUCGGUUCUGGAAGCACAAACAGACACGCAGUUUGAGGAAGAGCCGUAGCAGUAUUUCAAUAAACCCUGAACGAUACACACCUUCCUGAAGCAAAACAGUUUUAACAAGUUCUCAAAUCUGUCAUUACGUUCUUUUUGUGUCUGUUUGUUUUGUACAAGACUCCUUUCCAAUCCGUGCGUCAGAUUUUAUCGGAGGACUUCUUGGUUUGUUGCGUUCGUCCUCCAAGGUUUACAUGGUGCCGGGAAUAAACGGCCCGUUCUCAUCAUGCGUGAACUCAAAGCAUUUUUACAAUCUGUUCGUCUUGUAGCACUUUUCUUAUGACAUGUGUACGAUAAUCUCCAAAAGCUAUUUGUACUUGUUUUGGUUAACGAUUGAUUUGGUGCUUCUCGCCACUCGCACUUACCUGUGAAGUAUUUCAAACUACUGACGGCAGUAGUCUUUUUUGUGUGUUUUUUCAGCAAACAAAAAAAAAGAAAAGAAGUGCCAAACUUGGUUAAUGUGUAAAUAAUGUUUUUAAAUAUCCUUGUUAAGAGUUUAAAAGAAGAAGAAAAAAAGUAUGUUUGGGGAAAUACCUCCUGUACUGUUUACCUGUAGUGAAUUCUUAGUAACUGUCUUUAAAUUGUAAUUCUUUACGCUCUUCAAUCGUCUCAACAUGGAAAUAGAAAUCUGGCCAAAGUACUUGGUAAGAGGUGAACCGUUGAUUCUCAGUAGCGCUCGGAUGUACGUGCACAGUGACGGGGGUGAUGGCAGUCAAUACGUAGCCUAUGCAUUUCCUCUUUCCUUUCUUCUUCUUAUCAAACGAGAUGUCACUUCAACAUAAUGUCAGCUUUCAUGAACAGUUUUGAAAUCUGCUGUGAGAGUUAUCACGGGCGUGAUGGUUGGAUCCUGGGUGGAUCGGGUGGUCCGGCCGGCUCCACGUGCGUGCAGCAGCGGCGUUUUGAGGAAUCUCCCUAUAUGCAAACCAAAUCAGUCUCUCUUCUUUUUCAACCUGUUGACAUGAAUGUAAUUCAGAAUGUGUGAGUCUCCGCUCACUUUCGAGAGGUUGCUUCUCUUCACUUGUCCAAUAUGGCCAGACAUUAAAAGUGGCCAGUCCUGUCUUCUCUGAGCUGGCUUGUGCCUGAAGACCUCAAGCUGUGAACUUGUUUGUACGUUUUUCUAAAUCUUGGUAAUAAACUGUAAACUCUG
This is a messenger RNA of Salarias fasciatus (jewelled blenny), 5604 nucleotides long. RefSeq names its product REV1 DNA directed polymerase (gene rev1). The transcript has 22 exons. Gene Ontology annotation, biological process: error-prone translesion synthesis; error-free translesion synthesis. NCBI's taxonomy places the organism in Eukaryota, Metazoa, Chordata, Actinopteri, Blenniiformes, Blenniidae. The coding region runs from base 283 to 4314 and encodes 1343 amino acids. Gene Ontology annotation, molecular function: damaged DNA binding; DNA-directed DNA polymerase activity; deoxycytidyl transferase activity. The record is from RefSeq and is a predicted model, not a curated record. Gene Ontology annotation, cellular component: nucleus.